Molecule: messenger RNA, 1341 nt
Organism: Sclerotinia borealis F-4128
Lineage: Eukaryota; Fungi; Ascomycota; Leotiomycetes; Helotiales; Sclerotiniaceae
Source: the annotation of a GenBank genome assembly
AUGACAUCCUGGGAUUUCCCCGGAAUGGACUUCGAUGACAUGGCUGCGCUUUCUGCUUGGGCUUUUCCACAUCUACCUCUUAACGAAAACGACGAGUUCAUUCUCGAAGCUCCGAAAGAAGAUAAAGAAGAAGAAUUGACUCCACAGGACGACAUGUAUGAUGCAGAAGACGAAGGUUCCGAUUCCGAUGAGGAAGAUGCAACCAUGGACAAAAAACUCCAUCAUCUCACUCGCCGAAUCCAGCAAAUUGAAGCACAAGGAGAAGCACCAACUCACUUUGAGUUUCCCCGCCCUUCAUUGGAUAUCGAAGCUGCGCUUGCGCAAGUCGAUGCACGAAUCCAGCAAAUCAAAGAACAAGGAGAAGUAGAAGCACCAAUUCACUUUGUGUUUUCCCUCCCCUCAUUGGAUUUCGAAGCAGCUCUUGCGCAAAUCAAUGCACGAAUCAGCCGGCUCGAGGAAGAACGCCAACGAGAAGAAGAGCUCGAGGAACGACAACAUUAUCAACACAGUCAAGCAAACGAUAACGAAAUCACCAACUCUUUAAGCAAUUGCCAAGACUCCUCACCAAGAACUCCCCUCGAAGAAAAUCCACAGACUUCUUCUUUCUCAGCUCCAGCUCCAUUCACCCUCUCAGCAGCCCCACCCCAACCCGACAUCCUCGCCAUCCUCGACCCCUCCACCAUCUCGCAAUCCAGCGGUUUCGAAACCAUGGACUGCGAAUCCGAGCCCAACGCCCUCCCCAACUUCGAAAGCAUGGACAUUUCCUCGCUGGCAACCGACUACCUCACAACCCCCUCGUUCCACCCCAGCCACGUAUUCUCCUGCGACACGCAGGAACCCUCCGUCUUCAUUCUCGAACCACACUGGUUCCACGACACCGCAACUCACACUUGUUGGUGCCACCGCUGUGAUCGGUAUCGGGAGUGGCAAGCUACUGGUACUUCGCAGUUGGAGGCGCAUGAUUUCGAUUUGUGGUGUCUGUGUCCUUCUUGCAUGGAGACAUGGCAUGCGGCGUUGGGCGAAGAUGAUUGGUGUAAUUGUGGGGAUUGUGUGAAUGCUGGUAUUGAUGCAGGAUUGAGGAAUCAAACCUUGUCGCCACAGUCUUCGAGAGAGGACUCUCGAGUUUCAGAUCAAGUCAUGAUUGCAUCGCCGUCGCAGAAGUCACCGUUAGACCCUCUCUGUGAAAAUUCGGAUGCGGUUGUGCUUGAAGAAGAAGAAGAAGAAGCAUCGACAAUAAAUGUUUGGUCCUCGGAAUUGUUCACUCAGGUUCGUGAGAAUUUGUGGGUGGUUUCUGACUCUGGUUCUAUCUCUGGUUCUGAUUCUGGUUCUAAUUGGGAGUAG